Molecule: messenger RNA, 603 nt
Organism: Prosopis cineraria
Lineage: Eukaryota; Viridiplantae; Streptophyta; Magnoliopsida; Fabales; Fabaceae
Product: light-harvesting complex-like protein OHP1, chloroplastic
Exons: 3
Coding region: 54-428 (124 amino acids)
Source: RefSeq, a predicted model, not a curated record
GGAAGAAAAGGGAGGAAAAAGAAACAGGAAAAAAAACAGGAAAAAAAAAAGCCAUGGCUGCUUCGUCAGCUAUAGAAUCAUCUUCUCUUCUCCCAUCUGGAAUUCUACCGCUUAAUAUUAAUACUUAUCAGCAUCAGAAGCUCUUCUUCCUCCCAAAUUCGUGCCUUAAUCGCGGAGGCCACCUCAACAAAACUCGAAAUUCCUUUAGAGUCGAAGCAGUGAAGUCCCCGCCCGGUGUAGAAUUGCCCAAAGUAGAGCCACAGUUUAAAGCUCCAUUUCUGGGGUUCACAAAGACAGCUGAAAUAUGGAACUCUAGAGCUUGCAUGAUUGGAAUAAUUGGUGUUUUCAUUUUAGAAUUGAUAAUCAACAAAGGAAUACUUCAGGUGAUUGGAGUUGAUGUUGGAAAAGGACUAAAUCUUCCUCUCUGAGAGCAUUUGUUUUUGCUUUCCAUGAACUAAUUUUUGAAUUUCUCACUCAGCAAAAUCAAUUGUUUAUGCUGUAAGUUGUAUACUCCCUCUUUGUGUAUUGCUAUUACAUUUAACAUGAGAUUUGUCAUUACUUACCGCUCUUUGGGGGGAAAAGGUUAUAUUUUUAUUCUUUUAA